This is a messenger RNA of Macadamia integrifolia, 1318 nucleotides long. RefSeq lists its product as uncharacterized. Bases 123 to 980 code for a protein of 285 amino acids. Gene Ontology annotation, biological process: DNA-templated transcription. The record is from RefSeq and is a predicted model, not a curated record. The transcript is spliced from 4 exons. Gene Ontology annotation, molecular function: sequence-specific DNA binding. Lineage: Eukaryota; Viridiplantae; Streptophyta; Magnoliopsida; Proteales; Proteaceae.
GGCAUUUAACCGUUGCUGUUUCUUAUAUGGAGAACUAAAAGUAGUUUCCCGCUCCCUUCAGAGAGAGAGAGAGAGAGUAUACUGAAUAAGAUUGACACAGGAAGCCAAGAAAGAAGAGAACAAUGAAGAGGACAGGACCCCGUCUCGUCUCGAAAGCCCAUGGAGAGAGAGGAGUAGAUGCAGAAGCAAAGGAAGAAGAAGAAGUAGAAGGAAACAAUGAUUUUGAUAUAGCAGAAAGCUUCAAGUGCAUAAGCCUCCACAAGCAAGACUCGUCUAAACGUGAGGAGAAGAAGUCGAUCGAGAAAUAUGGGCACUGGAGGCAGGAGCAGAGGAUCAGAACUGCACGGAUGGAGAAGCAGCUGAAGGCGACAUUGGUGCUUGAGGAUAUGAUCGAAGAGCACCUCAGAAGAUUCGGUUCUCCCUCCAAACGAGUCAAGGUGCCCUCAAAGCUCGAGGAUGUGGCCGAACUCCUCGUGCCCAAAUGGAUGCCCCCCAUGGAGAUGGCCUCUCUGCUCUGGCUUGGUGAUUGGCGUCCCUCUGCAAUUCUCCAACUCCUCGGCUCCCUAGCCCGUUCAUCCUCUGCUUCAUGGUUUUUUGAUCCAAGAAGCAAUGAGCGAUUGCUGUCGGAACUCGUUCAUGAGACCCGCAUCGAUGAGGCCGUGCUCGACGAGGAGAUGGCUGAGAUCCAGAUCAACUGCAUCUUUCACCUUCCUUUCUUUGACCCACCAGCCAUAAACAGGACCGCUGCCCUUGCUGCUGUUCAGUCCGAGUUCAAGAAGAUCGACCGGGUCAUCAGUAAGGCCCAGCAACUGAGGUACAAGGCAGUAGAAGUGGCAGUAACUAAGCUGUUGAGCCAAACGGAUGCUGCUCAAUUCUUGGUGGCCUUAGCUGGUAUUCAAGAUACAAUCCACCAGUUUGCCGCCCACCAGAGGCUUCAGAAGGGUCCCGUCUCCAUCAUCAACAAGGUCUCGGGUAAAUAGCAAAGCAUGCAAAGAGAUGAUGCCUCAAUAUCUCAACAGAGUUGAUCAAACAGAAAACAGAUCAAUAAACCAAUUCAAACUACACGUGGAAAAGAUCAUCUGGGUAUUACAUUGAAUUCAAUAAACGAAAGUGACCCUUACAUUCUUUUAUUGCGCUGUACAAUGGAACGUUCUUCUUUCUGCUGGAUUUGUGUAAUGGAUGUAUGUUGAUUACCUUAGCAACAUGAAUCUAUAGUGUCAUCUCUGUAGUAAGGUAAUAAGCACAUCCUUGUAUUGUUUUUACAAAAAUAUCUGCGUAUAUGAACAUAGUAUUCUACCUCACAUGGGUAUUACUGUAU